Molecule: messenger RNA, 1255 nt
Organism: Rubroshorea leprosula
Lineage: Eukaryota; Viridiplantae; Streptophyta; Magnoliopsida; Malvales; Dipterocarpaceae
Source: the annotation of a GenBank genome assembly
GCCCAAUAUGGUCGGUACCAAUCCCGGCAACCCCAAAAGCCCUAAGAUGUGAUCGUGGGUUUUCUAACAUCAGCGAAGAACCCAAUCCUAACCAACCCACCUCCGCCACUUCCACCCAAAUAAUUUGGAGAAAAUAUAGGGACUGAGAACACUCAGAAAUAGCAGCGAUAUAUCCGAGUUUUGAAUUUCAUCCUAAUCACAAUCACAAUCACAAUCUCGCCUUUCAGAAGUUCAGCAGCAACAUAAUGAGGUUUUAAGAUGCACAUCGAAAUUUGCUCGGUCAAACUAAGACCAUGUCCAGGCUAAUAGACCCACAACCGGAGGAGGUAGAAUUGAUCAAAUCCGGCCUGAUUGCACAAUCCGGGUUGUUGGGGAAUAAGGUUGCAGAUGAGGAUGAAGACGACCCAUUAGCAGAUGAAGACUUACCUGAGAAAUACAGAAAGGCAAAUUUCAAUACCAUGACGUUGCUUCAAUGAAUGAGUUUUGGUUCUGCUUCGGUCCGUUCUCUUCUGAUUCCUUCUUUAAAACAAAAAGUUGUAUGGAUCCGAAACUCAAGUUAUGGAAAUGGUUGGUGAUGAUGAUUCUGGUUCUGAUUUGCGCUAGAUUGGUUGCCGGAUGUGGAAAUAGGAUGACUGUGUUCUUUAUAGAGACGAAUUUACUGUUACGCAAAAGGGUUCAAUAUUUCGUUUAUGGGGUUCGAAAAGCUGCACAGAAUUCUCUGGUUAGGUUUGGUUUUGCAUUGUAUGGAAUCUACUCUUUGACAGUAAAGUGGAGAGAGAUACCAAAAGUGAGUUCCUCACACACAUCACCAAGAUUUUGAUCUAUUUUCUGGACGGAACUCUGCUUUGUUUGGUUAAGACACUGAUAUAGUUAAAGUUCUUGCUUCAUCAUUUCAUGUCAGAACAUACUUCGACAGAAUUUAGGAUACUCUGUUCAAUCAGUCUGUCAUUGAGGCUUUGUCGGUGCCUUUGGUGAUUGAGAUUCAGCAGUCAGAAGAAGAGGAGACCAGGAAAAUUAGAGAUUCAGAUGUUGUAGAAUGCAGAUGUUACUGCCUCCCAGUGUAGGACUAAGUAGGGGUUUCAGAGAAGUGUUACCUUUAUUAUGAAGAGUGGAGGUUCGAAGAAAGAGGGAUUGAAGAACGAAGAGAACGGGAUUUCAAGAACAUGGAAUAUGAAGACGUCGUCCGCCAUGGCUCCCUUGUGACCUUGGACGAACAGCAUCUGCAGGAUGGAUAUCUCGGCGAGGAUGAUUCACA